This is a messenger RNA of Cyclopterus lumpus (lumpfish), 3179 nucleotides long. RefSeq lists its product as uncharacterized. Gene Ontology annotation, biological process: integrin-mediated signaling pathway; protein localization to plasma membrane; T cell receptor signaling pathway. Gene Ontology annotation, molecular function: protein binding. The record is from RefSeq and is a predicted model, not a curated record. The coding region runs from base 164 to 2905 and encodes 913 amino acids. The transcript is spliced from 19 exons. Gene Ontology annotation, cellular component: plasma membrane. NCBI's taxonomy places the organism in Eukaryota, Metazoa, Chordata, Actinopteri, Perciformes, Cyclopteridae.
AUAGCACGCAGGUGCGUCUCGUUCGCGUCUCACGGCGGCGCGUUCAAAUUGUUUGUUUUUGCGUAAACCGUCUUAAUGUAUCUACGCAGCCAGCAGCGUCCACACAGUUAAGGCCGCUUCUCAAAUGUACACAGCUGAACAGUGAUGAGCAAAACGAGCUACAAUGGAAGAGGGACAGAGCCACUUCAAAGCUCUGAGGGCCAGGUUUCAGGAAGAGGCCCUCUUAGCUCAAUCCAAAACCAGUCGACCAGCUGUUUCAGAGAAACCGAAACACCUUCUUCCUCCUGGAGGUCACAGCAGCUCCGUGGUCAGCAGUAUUAAUAUUGCUGUAGAAAACGAGACACCAGUGGUUCCCCGGGUCAUCUUCAGCGAUGGGCUGCGGGCAUCUGGCGGUAAGCGACCAAUUUCCUUUCCACCACAACUUCAGCAGACCUCCCCCCCAUCUCAGCCGGCUAAUGGAGACCGCACAACAAGGCAGUCCCUCAAAGACAGACACAUGCCUCUGGUGCUUCCUGUCCUUCCUGUUAAAGAGCAAAAGACAGAGCCGCCAGCCAAAAAGGAGCACAAACUGGAUCCAGAACCAGGGAAAGAAGUCCCGCCACACACUAAAAUCAAGAAGAAAGGUUUGCUGCUUCCUUUUAAGUCUGCCAAGGCAUCAAAGGUCAGUGCAGAAAAUGGAGAGGAGCCUACGUAUGCUGAUUUGACCACCAGACCUUCAAGUGCUCCCGGUGCGUUACUCUCGGUGGAAAAACAAACUACAGAAGAUGGGCUUUCAUUUGAAAGUUACCAAUCAACUGCUGAGGUCCCCCUCCACAGCCAUAAUAUCCCAAUCACCCCUCCUCUUGCAGAGACGAGUGUCGAUUCCAACAACAAAUUUAUUAGCACCUUGGAGAAAGCCAAAAAGAAGUUUUCACGCAGGCAGAUGUUGAUCUCUGCCAAACCUAAGAGCUUGCGUUCUCCUGACUACGCCUCGAGAGACAUGGGGUUCCCUUUGCCGCAAAAGAACAUUAUUGAACCCAAGCUACCCAGACCCUCACCAGUCUGUCUUCCACCCAUGGCUUGUCUAUCGGCCCGGCCUUUCUGCAAAGUAAACCACUCUGCACAUAGGUCUGUGCUGGAUAAGCAGUUUGGCUGGGAUAAAUCUCUUCCCUCUGACAGGACUGGUGAACCUCAUUCAUCCUCUGCUCCUCGAAAGAGGCCUCUACCUGACUUGAGGUUACUGGGACCAUUGCCACCAAAGCCCCACAGACCUCCAUCAGUAGAUCUCAGCUGUUACCUCCGACCCACAGUUAACGAGGUGUCACCAGGUCUUAGCCAAGCACCAAGCGAAGAGCCAGAGGCUGAGCACCCAUCCGUCGCCCACUCUGGACUGGACAAUCCAGAGUUUCCAGACUUUGAGAUUUCAGAGAUGGAAACAGCAGAGGGAGAAGCUGUUGACAUUGGUGCGCUAGAACUGGAGACCUUUGACUUAGUCAGCACUGACCUUCCUGUACAAGAUGUCUGCAGGCUCAUCGGUUUUGAGGAGCCACAACCUGACUUAUUGGUGUGUGAUCCUUUCGAGCCCCUUAUGAGAACCGGCAUCCAAAAUCUGAACCUUGGCAGUCAAAACAUAAUACCCCUCGAUCCCGCCAGCUUUCCUGAACCAAUAAACUUCUCGGCUUUCCCAGAGCCUGCUGUAUCAGAGCAAUGGUCUCAGAGUGAGGAGGCGAUCACAGAUCCUCUCUCUAGCACUCAAGCUGAUGAGACUGAUCUGGGAGAUGCUGAGUCUCACUCCGCUGCACAGGAAACGGACAAUGUUGGUCCUGCAGAUUUGAAUGAUGGGAUUCAAUCACAUCCAAGUGUAUCUCAACAGGACAGUUACUACGAAGCGUGUGACAAUGUGUAUGAGGAUGUCGAAAAUAUCAACAAAUUAAUCUUGGGCCUUAACUCGCGUGAGCGAAGAGGUGUUCUGAAGAAUCCAUAUGCUGCCAACAACUCUAUGAAGGAGGAGGUGUCUCUUCACAUAUGGCCACGAAAUCCGUGGGGCGGUGUAUCGGGAGAACACGCUCAUUGGGUCCAUAAUCACGUCCACAGUAGAGAACGCCAAAGCCCACCCAAUGCUGACCUUAAAGAGCAGAAGAAGAGGGAAAAGCACCGACUGGAGAAGGAGAAAAAAGAGCAAAAAGAAAGGGAGAAGAAGGAACAUGAAAUGAAAAAGAAGUUCAAAGUGACUGGCGAAGAGGAGGCCAUGUACCACGCCAAGGUGAUGGUGGGUAGCAAGGUUCGCAAGAAUGACCUGCCGGUGAAGAGCGGAGACACGGUCGGCAUCAUUCGCACCACCAGCUGCCCCAAAGGCAAAUGGUUGGCCCGAGACGCCAACCACAGUUACGGUUACAUUUCAGUGAUGAACGUAGAACUAAAUAUCAAAGAGAUGCUGGAACUUGGCAAGAAGGCCCAAGCAGCUGGACGAGGAGGCAACCUGGAGGGAGAUACCAUCAGCAUUGGGAGCAGAUCCUCGAACCACCCUGUACUAACGAGCAGCUUCACAGAUGACAGUGAAGAGUGGGCCUGUGAAGAUGAGACCCUCUCACCCUCCAGUGAGAGCCAUAGCGGUCCCCAUCAGACGGCCUCACUGCCUGAGAUGUCAUGUGGUUAUGUCAGCGGCCAGCACACUCUGAGCGAUGCCAACCUGGAAGACCUACACACGCAGACAAGACACGAGGCCCUGCAGAAACUAGCCAUCUUCUUUCAGCACCGCAAAGAUACAUUUGAUGACAUCCCUGGUAGCGGCGGAGAAACCCCUACAAAUGCUGAGCCAUCAAACUUCUUGUGUGGUGUGGAGGAGCCUCCGUACCCUGAACAGGAGGUUGACUUCGCUGAGCUGGAAUUCCUUCCUCCCCCGCCGCUAUAUGCUGACACCUUCUGAUUACCACACUGGCUGAAGCAAGUAACGGCACCAUGAAGAUCAGUUUGCCAUGUAGUUGAAAAUGGCUUUUGAUCCUGUCCAGAGGAGAAAAGAAAUGAUUGUGAAUUACCCUGCUGAUGUGACCACUAUAAUUCUUAUUUCACUUUCUUUUUUCCUUUAGUUUUGCUGUGCAUAUAUCACAUUGUGUUCUACACUUUUCUUUUCUGUUAAUGAAGCACACUUAAUCAUUGCUCUUAAUCCAAAGAGCAAUGACAUAACGUAGCCACUUUUCACU